Mesitornis unicolor (brown roatelo) is the source of this 270-nucleotide messenger RNA. Its product is annotated as liprin-beta-1-like. Lineage: Eukaryota; Metazoa; Chordata; Aves; Mesitornithiformes; Mesitornithidae. The record is from RefSeq and is a predicted model, not a curated record. The transcript is spliced from 2 exons. The annotation marks the transcript as partial.
AUGAUGAGUGAUGCAAGUGACAUGCUCGCUGCGGCCCUGGAGCAGAUGGAUGGCAUUAUAGCAGGUUCGAAGGCGCUGGAGUACUCCAAUGGCAUCUUUGACUGCCAGUCCCCAACCUCCCCCUUCAUGGGGAGCCUGCGGGCACUGCACCUGGUGGAGGACUUGCGGGGCUUGCUGGAGAUGAUGGAAGCGGACGAGAGAGAGGGGCUGCGCUGCCAGAUCCCGAACUCGACGGCAGAGGCUCUGAUCGAAUGGCUUCAAAGUCAAAUG